Molecule: messenger RNA, 5611 nt
Organism: Acanthopagrus latus (yellowfin seabream)
Lineage: Eukaryota; Metazoa; Chordata; Actinopteri; Spariformes; Sparidae
Gene: apaf1
Product: apoptotic peptidase activating factor 1
Exons: 28
Coding region: 190-4083 (1297 amino acids)
Biological process (GO): apoptotic signaling pathway; regulation of apoptotic process
Cellular component (GO): apoptosome
Molecular function (GO): protein binding; ADP binding
Source: RefSeq, a predicted model, not a curated record
GGAAGCUCCCGUUCAAUAUUGGGCGUGCAGCUCAGCGUCAACACAGACAAUAAUUACCUUUUAACACAUUGAAUUCUUUAAAACUGGGCUUCACCUUGCGUACAUAUACAGCUCAACAAAUACGGUCCUCGUUUAAGAGAAGAAGAUAUUCAGCAAGUGGGUCCUGCAUGGUUGGCGUACCGGGCAGAGAUGGCGUUGGAGGAAAGGCCGCGGAGCUGCCUGCUGCGCUUUCGCCACAAGCUGGAGGAGGACAUCAAGCCCUCCUACCUGAUGGACCACAUGAUCAGUGAUGGGGUGAUGACUGUGGAUGAGGAGGAGAAGAUCAGGACUCAGCCAACCAGGAAGGAACAGGCUGUAGCCCUGCUGGAGCUGCUGCUGAGGAAGGACAACCGUGCCUAUAUCUCCUUCUACAACGCCCUGGUGAAGGAGGCAUACGAUGAUUUGGCCAAUCUGCUCCACGAUGACCUACCAUACGUGUUACCUGAUGCACACAAGAGCUCCUCUGAUGGCUACACGCCUUAUGUCCAGGCGGUGCUCAGUGAAGGCGGCGUGCCACAGAGGCCUGUGGUGUUUGUCAGCAGACCAGAGCUUGUGAACCGCGUCAGGGAGAAACUCUACCGGCUGCAGAAGGAGCCUGGCUGGGUCACUGUCUUCGGCAUGGCUGGUUCGGGCAAAUCCAUCCUGGCUGCUGAAGCUGUCAGACACCAAGGGCUCAUCGAAGAGUGCUUCCCUGGAGGGAUCCACUGGCUGUCCAUCGGCCAGCUGGACAAACCAGACCUGCUGGUUAAAAUCCAGUCAUUGUGUUUCCGCCUGGAGCAGAGCCUUGAUUCUCAGUCACUCCACCGGCCUCCCAACUCUCUAGAUGAGGCCAAGGAGCGUAUGCGCUUCCUCAUGCUGCGCAGAUAUCCAAGAGCUCUGCUGAUUCUGGAUGACAUCUGGGACAGUACAGUGCUGAAGGCGUUUGAUAUCCACUGUCGGAUACUUUUAACGACCAGAAAUAGAAGCCUCACUGAUUCUGUUAGUGGUGCUAAACACGAGGUGGAGGUGGAGAGCGGUCUGGAUGAAAACAAGGCGCUGGAGAUCCUCGCUCUGUACACUGACACAAAACCCCACGGACUUCCUGAGGAGGCUCGCAGCAUCGUCCAAGAAUGUAAAGGUUCCCCUCUGGUGGUGUCCCUGAUCGGCGCUCUACUCAAAGAGAAACCCAACCGUUGGCGUUACUACCUCGGCCAGCUGCAGCAGAAGCAGUUCAAGCGGAUAAGGAAGUCCUCGUCGUACGACUACGACGCCCUCGACCAAGCCAUGGCUGCCAGCAUUGAAGUCUUACCUGAGGACCAUCAAGAGCUCUACAAGGACUUUACUGUGCUGGAGCAGGACAUCAAAGUCCCUGCAAAGGUGCUGUCUGUUCUGUGGGACUUGGAGCCAGAGGAGGUGGAGGACAUACUCGAGGAGUUUGUCAACAAGUCCCUGCUUUUUGUGGACAGUCACAAUAAACCCUACCUGUACUACCUCCAUGACCUCCAGCUGGACUUCCUGGUUGAGCAGAAUCGCACCCAGCUCGAGAGCCUCCACACUAAAGUGGUGCAUCAAUACCAGCAGCACUACAGAGACGGUCCUCCCAUCUCAGGAGACGAGGAAUGUCUCUACUGGAUCAGAUUCCUGACCUACCACAUGGCCAAAGCCAACCUUUGCCAGGAGCUCUACUCUCUCAUGUUUUCUCUGGACUGGGUCAGCAUCAAGAGCCGGAUAAUGGGACCAGCUCACCUCAUCAAUGACUAUGUGGAGUAUGGACCCAUUCUGGACAACGAGAACAGCGAAGUGCGCAGUCAGUUCCAGGAGUUUCUGUCUCUGAACGGCCACCAGCUGGAGCAGCGACCUUUCCCCGACGUGGUGCAGCUCGCCCUGUCUCAGCCGCACACCUCCGAGGUCUACAGACAGGCUCUGCUGCAGGCGCAGGACCGGGCCAGCAGAGGGAAACUCUACUUCGACUGGCUGAAUAAGAAUAGUGUAGAGAGUCUGUCCAGGCUGGUGAUCCACCCCCACCAGGGCUCCAUCUACUCAGCCUGCUUCUCCCACGAUGGAACCAAGAUCGCCUCCUGUGGUGCCAGCAGGACACUCAAGGUGUUCAAAAGCACCUCAGGUGAGAAGCUCACAGAAAUCCAGGCCCAUGAUGACGAGGUGCUCUGCUGUGCCUUCUCCCCUGACGACCACCUGCUAGCAACAUGCUCUAGCGACAGGAAGGUCAAGGUGUGGAACGUGGAGCAAGCCAUGCUGUUGAGGGUGUUUGAGGAGGAGCACGAAGAGCAGGUCAACCACUGUCAGUUUACCAACACAGCGCGACGCCUCCUGCUGGCCACCUGCUCCAACGACAAGUUCAUGAAUGUCAAGCUGUGGAACCUUAACAAGCCGUCCUCCCAGAACACCAUGUUUGGCCACUUUGAGCCGGUCAACCACUGCUGUUUCUCCCCUGAUGACUCCUACGUGUCCACUUCCUCUAACGACGGUACCGUCAAGCUGUUUGAGGUGUCGUCUGCCAACGAGUGGAAGACGAUCGAUGUGAGAGACGUGUUUGCAGAGGGCGAUGAAGAGGUCCUCGUCAAGUGCAGCACCUGGACGGCUGACUGCAAACGCAUCAUAUGUGCAGCCCGGAACGCUGCUCUGGUGUUUGACGUGGAGACAUCGGGCAUGUUGUUGGAGAUCAGAACGAAUCGUCUGAGCAUGGUGCAAUUCUGUCAAGCCUGUCCCACCAGUAACCUGCUGGCUAUCGCAUUCUCAAACUAUGCUGUGGAGCUAUGGGACUUGGAGGCCAAUAAGAAGAUGGCUGACUGCAGCGGUCACCUGAGUUGGGUCCAGCGUGUCCAGUUCUCUCCUGAUGGAUCACAGCUGCUCUCCUGCUCAGACGACCAGACUGUCAGGCUGUGGGAGACUACGAAGCUGCACACGUCCUCCGCCGUCUGCCUGAAAAGAGACUCCGACGUUCUCUUUAAUGAUGAAGAGAUCAUUGUGUCAGCUGCAGACAACUGCAACAGACUGCAGGUACGUGAUGGCAGGACGGGAUCGGUGCUGUUCCAGUCAGAGGAGAAGUCAUCCAGGAUCCGGUGUACAUCUAUGUGCAGGCAGACCUCUGCUGUGGUCCUGGGCCAGGAAGACGGUACUGUACAGGCAGCAGGGCUGACAGCUAGGCAGGUACUGAUGACAGUUGGCCUCAGGAUCCGACGACUGUUGACCUCCGUCAGGAGGUUGGUGGUGGCUGUAGGGCUAAGCACAGGCAGCGUCCAGGUGUUGGAGGUGCCCUCUGGGAAGCUCUUAGCCACUCUGCUGGGACACACCAAAACGGUGCUGCACUGCAAGUUCAGCCAGAACGGCCAAACGCUGAUCACAUCCUCUGAGGACACCACCAUCCGGGUGUGGAGGUGGCAGUCAGAGGAGUGUCAAGUACUGCAGGGUCACAAGGAACAAGUCAGAAGCUUCUCGCUGCUCUCCAGCUCACCCGCCGACACAAGACUGCUGUCCUGGUCCUUCGAUGGCACUGUCAAGAUGUGGGACACAGAAAGCGGAGAGAAGCUGCAGGACAUCCGGGCUCAUCGGGGAGCCAUUCUGUCCUGCCACGUCUCACCGGACGGAUGCCUGUUUGCCACCACCUCUGCUGACAUGACUGCUAAGCUGUGGCACUCUGAGUCCUGGGAGUGCGUCCACGCACUGAAAGGCCACCAAGACUGUGUCCGAAGCUGCCGAUUCUCCUGGGACAGCCGGCGCCUCGCAACAGGAGACGACAAUGGAGAGAUUCGGCUCUGGAACGUCAAGGACGGCUCUCUGCUGAAGAUUUGCUCCCGCGAGGGUAAAGAUGGCAUGGACUCGCUCCACGGGGGCUGGGUGACCGACCUGCACUUCUCCCCGGAUGACUCUCUUCUACUCUCGACUGGCGGCUACAUCAAGUGGUGGGACGUGGAGAAAGGCGAGGCGCUGCAGACCUUCUACCCGACGGGAACCGCGCUGAAGAGGAUCCACGUCUCGUCCGACUUCUCCACCUUCGUCACCAUCGACAGCAUCGGCAUCCUCUACAUCCUGCAGAGGGUGGCGUGACGACGCUUUGAACGCUGCUCCAAAAACGCAGGGGAAAAAAAAACGGGAAGAAAAACACCAAGAUCCAACCAAACACUACAAACUGUGAACAGAAGCGGACAUGUUUAGUGGCAAUAAGGACUCGUAAGCCUCCUCUAAUCACGCUGUUCUCUCGAAAGUUUACAUUUCCGCUGCGCUCUCUCCACGUUCAGGCUGACACUCGCCAAGCAUUACAGCGGAGCAUUACAGACAUCCACUCUCUGUUCUCCAGGAUCAAACGCUCAGAGAAGAUGCAAAUACGUUUUUUGUAGAUAAAACACACCAGAGUUUCCUUUGAAGCAACAAGGAACGACUCCCAAAAGAAUAAAAAAAAUCAGCGUUUGUGACUAUCAGGUCUUCUGAAGCAGAUCGUCUGAAUCAUUAAUACCUAAUUAAGAGGUUAUUACAAAGAGGUUAAAUAGAUGUGAUCCUCACAUCAGUUCAGAUGUGAAUAAUAAAUCGUAAUCCAUUUUGCAUUAGGGCUGAACAUUUACUGCAUGAGAUGUGAGGGAUUUUCCUCCCCGGCUGUAUGUGAUCGUUACGAGCUCCCGCGUACGUGUCAUGAAGUGCAAUCUACCCGUCGACGCCGUGACGUUUUGUGAACUUUAAUUUUACAAAUAUGUGUCGUAAAAACCUCGUCGUCGCCAAGCUUUUACUUUAUUUACACCUCAGCCUUAGUCUGAGCGGGAUUACUGUCGGCGCCAGUGGGUGUGUGUGUGUGUGUUUAAAGUCUCUCGAUCUAAGUCCACCAGCACUUAUAGAACUUCUGCUGCACUUUGAUGAGCAUUAAACAUUAAUGGGUACAUUAAGUUUUUAACGAUUGAGCAUUUAAUAUUGAAUCCCAGAAACUUUUUUAAAAAGCCUUGCGGGUCUAUUUGUACAUCCGAAAUAUUUGUACUUUUGAACUUAGAUCAAAGGUAAAUGUUUUCUACAAAAAAAAGAAGUUUGAUUUAUAAUUUAUAGUCAGAAUUUCCACUCGCUACUGUUAAAAGGCCGUUUUUGUGCUUUAUUGAUUGCUCAGUUUGUUUUUUUUGUACCGCCUCUUUUUAACUUCACACGUUUUUAUCUGCAUGUUGUCUUGCCUACUGAGCCUUUUUCCUGUUCUGAGCACUUUGAAGCAGGAGUUACAAUCUUUUGGUGAAAGCUUUCGCUAAAGCAGCUCUGUUCAGAUUCAUGAGAAAAUGGAUCCUGACGUUCCCGCGCUAUAAUCUAUCAAACCUAUUGACUACGGCGGGGAUGGUACAGACUCUAGUAAUAAGCCCAGAAAAGGCAAUAAAAUGGAAUCAAAGUGAGGAUGCGUCGCGACGUGUCUGAUCGAUGCUGUUGUCAUCCUCGUGCUGUGCUCUUCGCGAUUUCGGUGCUUUAAAAUUGAAUCAACAGAUUUCCCUCCAGCGCGGAGGUCUCUGUCUAACAGAAAUAUUAAUGUCUGCUCAGGAUGUAUUGACUGUUUUACUGUGUGGUGUAAUGUGAGUGUAAUUUAUAAAAGAUUAAACUACACAUGCUACGGUGA